AUGAUUGACCAACUAUAUGCAGAGACGACUGCGCGAAAGACUGUUUGAUAUACAAAAUAUGAAUGUUUAUAUUAGUUAAUUGUGAUUGCACCCCAUCUUAAAUUCUUGAUUAGUAUGUCAAGUAAAAUAAAAUAUGUUCAAAUUUCUCUUUUUGUAAUAAUAUUAGCUCAGUUCUCAAUUAUAAUUUUAAAUUGUGACACCAGUGUUAGAGCUGAGGCCGAAGAAGAAGUCUGUGACGGAGAGUUUCAACCUGACGGAUCGUGUAAAUCUAUGGGGGCCGCUGGGGCGCGGUACAUUCAUCGAGCAGAGAUGGCUUGGAGAUCCAGUGGAGAAUCGCAUGAAGAGCUCAUAACAAGACUAAAAGAAAAUGGAAUCAUCAAGAAUGAUGCAGUUUUGAAGGCAAUGCGAGCCGUUGAUCGCAAACACUACAGCAGUAAUAGUCCAUAUGCUGAUUCUCCACAGAGUAUUGGGUAUGCUGUCACUAUUAGUGCACCUCAUAUGCAUGCACAUGCCCUUGAACUACUGAAAGACCAUCUUAGUGAAGGCAAGUCAGCAUUGGAUGUUGGAUCUGGAAGUGGUUAUUUGACUGCCUGUAUGGCUAUCAUGGUGGGAUCCACGGGGAAGGUAGUAGGGAUAGACCAUAUCAAAGAAUUGGUAGAUAAAUCUAGGAAAAAUAUAGAAAAGGAUAACCCUGAUCUUCUAACAUCGGGUAGGAUGCAACUAGUAGUUGGUGAUGGUAGACAAGGAUAUGCUUCUGGUGCCCCAUAUGAUGCUAUUCAUGUUGGUGCUGCUGCUCCAACAUUACCACAGGCACUGAUUGAGCAAUUGAAGCCUGGUGGUCGUCUCAUCAUCCCGGUAGGACCACAAGGAGCAGCUCAGAAUCUAGAGCAGUAUGACAAAUCACAAGAAGGACAAAUCACAAAGAAGACUCUCAUGGGUGUAGUCUAUGUACCCCUUACUGCUAAAGAUCAACAGUGGCCAGGCAAGUGGAAGUAAAUGAAUGAACCAUACCAUAUUGGACCUUUCUUUUUUUCAUGUUGGUUUCCUUCUGUUUGAUGAUUUAAUCUUAAGGACUGCGGAAGAAUGCUGUGAUCCGGUUUGUUUCUGCUUGAGGUGAUUGGUAGUCGGACAUAAAUGCUAGGAACAGAAUCAUUGAUUCCCAUGACAACUGUUCGUCAGAUUUGGCUCCUGAAGAUUAUUGGACAAGAAGAUUUGACUAUCAGCAAAGCUGUGCCAAUGAUAUUCUUCAUCAUAGAGGAUAUUUGAAUUGUAAUAACAUCAAACUUACAUUUCUGGCCAUAUUAAAAGGGCCUUUGUGGCUGAGACUAAAGCUGAUGACAGUGCCAUUUUGGCAUAUAAUCAGGCUGUGUCUACAUGUGACACCCUGACAUUAUGAAUGAAGUUUAUGUCAGCCCUAACAGUAUACAGUGUUCCUUGAAAGGAAGUACACUAUUGGAAGCAUUUGAAAGUGAGCAGAGGAAAUUGAUUUUCAAUUAAUAGGUGGUUCUCAUUUUCAAUUGAUAGUUAUUUGACUGAAAAAUAUUAUGCAAUCUGCAUUUGAUAUUAUUUUGAAUGUUAGUGUAUGUAGAUUAUGAUUUAAUUUAGACAUUGAAAAUAAUAUUAAUUAGAAGUUUAUUUAUUUAAUUUUGUUGUCCAAGUGCUGAGAAGGGAUCUAGCAAUGAUUCAUAUUUUGUUUGUUCUUAGGUGUAGAACCUACUGAUCAAUGCUUGAUUCAGAAAUGUUUAUUUGAUAUUGCUCAAAUUCAUUGCCAUGUGCUGGUAUUAAAUUCAGUGUUGGAAUUGAGGAAAGCUUUUAAGUGUUUUACAUAGUUGUGGGAAAUCAUUUGCAUCAUACUUGAUUCAGUAUUUGACAUUUUUACUUAAUUCUAAGGCCCAAGUCCAGCUUAAAUUAGGCCGUGGUCACACUCUCUGCUAAAAUUAUGGGAAGCCAAAAAUGUCAACUUUUUGUUUACAUUGUAUGUUUCUAAUGUUCACUGUAUUUUUUCAUCAUGCUAUUAUGGUGAAAAAAACAACAACACAACAAAUUCACAUAUUAUUUCCAAACUGUUACGAAUGACCCGAGUGACAGUUCACCUGAUAAGUUGAACUUGUACUGUUAUAGAUUUGAGUGAAAAUUAGCUAUCCAUAGUUAAACUGCAACUUUUGACCUGAGCUUGAAUUAAUCCAUAGUUCAGAAUAUACAGGCCUAAGUAUCCAAGAAAUGGGUCCUAUUUUGAACAUAAUUCAGCUUACAAAUUCAUUGAUUGGAUAUGAAAAAAUACACUAAACUAUUUUAUCAAAAUAAAAACUUCAGUUGUAUACACUGUACAUUUUUUUUUUACGUUCAUGUAGGUAUUGAAUUGAAUAUUGACUUUAGUCACUAAACUAAACCCACUUUGGCAACAUGAGAUAUUUGUUAUAUUAUGAUGUGGGCUAGCUAAAACAUUGAUAUGUGUGAAUGAUUAUCUUUGUUAUAAUACUGCUCAUAUAGAUUAAGUCAAGGUGAUAUUUGGAGUUCUGGCAGUGGAACUGCACUUCAAGAGAAACCCAUUUAAAAUCAAACUUGAAUACAUCUAUAAGAAGAUAUAAGAAAUUAAGCAAACUCACAAAUGCAUUUAUGGGACUACAUGCACUAUGUAUCCUGAUGUUGAUGACUUUAGUUAUUCUAUUUUCUCUGUAUAAGUCUUCGCUAAUAAUUCCAUGCCAUAAGUUUCUCUAGUCUUAAGCAUCAGUUUUGCUUGCCUGUUAUAAUCAGGUACUAGUAGGAGGUCUAAAUAAUUCAUUGUAUAAGUUUGAUGGGAUUCUCGGCGAGUUGUGAUUUUCGUCAUUACCAGGUCUCAAAUGUAUUGUCUAUGAGUUAUGAAUGAGAGAGAGUGUUAAAGAAAGAGUAAUGAGCAAAAAAGUGACUUGCCUCAAUCCUACAUUGCUGUAUAUCAUGUAAUUUUACGAAACUGCUGCACAUUGCUUAAUGAGGAUGGAGAGCCUUUUUUUUGCUGUUGCAAUAAUUUUUCAGCUCUUAAGAAAUAUUGAAAAAUUGGCAAAAUAGAUCUCACAGAUUUUCACCAUUGUGUUUUCUUGUUUUUCUGCUUUGACACAAUGAAUUUCGUAUUUGGAUUCUCUUAUAAAGAGAACAAAUAAUUUCCACAUGCCGUUACAUACAUUGUAACGUUGGAUGAUAGGGUCUCAGUCAAUUUAUGUACAAUGAUGGUAUAUGUAGAAAGCAAGAUUGAUUUGAACGUCAAGUCCACCUCAGAAAAAUGUUGAUUUGAAUCAAUAGAAAAAAUCAGAAAAGCACAAUGCUGAAAAUU
Molecule: messenger RNA, 3307 nt
Organism: Lytechinus variegatus (green sea urchin)
Lineage: Eukaryota; Metazoa; Echinodermata; Echinoidea; Temnopleuroida; Toxopneustidae
Product: protein-L-isoaspartate(D-aspartate) O-methyltransferase-like
Exons: 7
Coding region: 115-996 (293 amino acids)
Biological process (GO): protein modification process
Cellular component (GO): cytoplasm
Molecular function (GO): protein-L-isoaspartate (D-aspartate) O-methyltransferase activity
Source: RefSeq, a predicted model, not a curated record